This is a messenger RNA of Plasmodium malariae, 1569 nucleotides long. Its product is annotated as beta-catenin-like protein 1, putative. NCBI's taxonomy places the organism in Eukaryota, Apicomplexa, Aconoidasida, Haemosporida, Plasmodiidae. Gene Ontology annotation, cellular component: spliceosomal complex. Bases 1 to 1569 code for a protein of 522 amino acids. The record is from RefSeq and is a predicted model, not a curated record. The transcript has 3 exons.
AUGGAAUACAGUGAUGAAGAUGAUAUUGACAUUGAGGAAAUUUUAAAACAAGCUGAAAAUGUCGAAUGCAUCGACGAGAAUAGCAUAAAAAAGUUCGCUACUGUUUUUAAAAAGAAAAAAAAUAAGAAUGAGCGAGAUAGAAUUGAGCAUCCAGACAACCCGGAAAAAUGGGUGAGUAGUGAAGUAGACUUAGACGAAAUGUUAGUGAAUACCAAAAAUUUAAGUGUAUGCACAAAUUUGUAUAAAAGUAUGGUUGAAUGUGAAAUUUUAGGAGAUAUUGUUGAUCUUUUAAAUCAUCCAAAUAAUGAUAUAGUUAUUGAAGUACUUGAUAUCAUUAAAGAGAUAACGAAUCCUUCAAAUUUAUAUGAGUUAGACAAAGAGGUAAGUAACAUAAUAGUUGAAUAUUUAAACAACAAAAAACUAACGCAUUUUGUUAUAAAUGUGUUAGAGAAAAUUAAUGAAGAAGAGAAUGAUGAAUACUACAAUGCUAUGUCUUCUAUCUUUAACAUUUUUGAGAAUAUUUUUGAGUUAGAAAAUAAUUUACAGAAUGACUUAUUGACUAAUUCGAAGUUAUUAUUUUUUUUAUUAAAAAGAAUUACUGUUGAAAUAAAAGGAAAUGAUUCGAAUUCUUUAUAUGCAAGUGAAAUUUUGGUUUUACUUAUCUUACGAAUAAAUCAAUUUGCUGAAAAUGUGUAUGAUGAUUUUUAUUAUACUAUUUCAAUUUUUAAUUCACUUUUAAAAUAUAUUUCAAAAUAUAAAGAUAAAGAUCCUCCCAAUAUUAACAAGAAAGAGAUUCUGCUUAAUUGUUUUCAAGCCAUAGGAAAUUUAUUACUUCUAAAUGAUAAUAAAAAAGUAUUUGAUAGUACUAUAGGUUUAGAAUUAAUGUUGAAAUUACUUAGUGAAAGAAAAUUUUUAUGUUUCCCAUCCUUAAAAAUUUUUGCAAUUGUGCUUAACGAUAAAGAUGCGUGCAACAAAUUUGUAGAGUUAAAUGGGUUAAAAUAUCUAUUCUGCUUAUUUAUGUUAAGGCACAUACAAAAAAAUAAAAUUACCAUAUUUGAAUUUGAAGAAAAUAUAAUUACGGUCAUAUCCAAUUUAUGUAUACACUGCACUGGAACUUACCUAGGAAGAGUCCUAAAUAAGUUUGGAGAAAAAAAAUGUGAGAAAAUUAUCCGCUUGUUAGAAAUAAGGCAAAAAUAUAAUGAUAUCAUUACCAAUGAAAAGAAAAAAAAAAAAAAAAAUUUAUUAGUAAAUGAAAAUUUAAAAAAAAUGAAUAUCCAAAUUGAUGAUGAUUGUAGAAAAAAUCUCGAAUACAUAGAAUUAUGUGACAAGGGAUAUCUCAUAUAUCAGUUAACUGAUGUAAUCUUAAUAGCUCUUUUUUUUAUGAACAAUUCAUAUAUUUCUAAUAAUAUAUUUAUCCAUUUGUACACCAAAAACAUUGACAUACAGUCUAUUUAUGAAAAUAUACUAGAUUUUCAGGAUUGCUUAGAUGAUGAUGAAUUAAAAGAAAAAUUAAAAAAAAUGUUAACAUUUUUUUUAACGUCGUCCAAGGAGUCUAACCUAUUUGUAUAA